Molecule: messenger RNA, 1584 nt
Organism: Drosophila rhopaloa
Lineage: Eukaryota; Metazoa; Arthropoda; Insecta; Diptera; Drosophilidae
Product: GATA zinc finger domain-containing protein 14-like
Exons: 2
Coding region: 1-1584 (527 amino acids)
Source: RefSeq, a predicted model, not a curated record
AUGGAAACGAAGAAGAGCAUCCAAGAAGCCACCCACAAUGCAAGACCCAGCAACAUCCCCAGCAAUUCCAACUACCACAACAGUAGAUCCAACAACAUCCCCAGCAAUUCCUAUCACAACAGAAUCUCCAACAACAUCCCCAGCAAUUCCGACUACCACAACAACCACAACAGAAGCUCCAACAACAUCCCCAGCAAUUCCAACUACAACAACAGUAGCUCCAACAACAUCCCCAGCAAUUCCUACCACAACAGAAUCUCAAACAACAUCCCCAGCAAUACCGACUACCACAUCAACCACAACAAAAGCUCCAACAACAUCCCCAGCAAUUCCAACUACAACAACAGUAGCUCCAACAACAUCCCCAGCAAUACCUACGACAACAGAAUCUCAAACAACAUCCCCAGCAAUUCAGACUACCUCAACAACCACAACAGAUUCUCCAACAACAUCCCCAGCAAUACCUACAACAACAGAAUCUCAAACAACAUCCCCAGCAAUUCAGACUACCACAACAACCACAACAGAAUCUCCAACAACAUCCCCAGCAAUACCUACGACAACAGAAUCUCAAACAACAUCCCCAGCAAUUCAGACUACCACAACAACCACAACAGAAUCUCCAACAACAUCCCCAGCAAUACCUACGACAACAGAAUCUCAAACAACAUCCCCAGCAAUUCAGACUACCACAACAACCACAACAGAAUCUCCAACAACAUCCCCAGCAAUACCUACAACAACAGAAUCUCAAACAACAUCCCCAGCAAUUCAGACUACCACAACAACCACAACAGAAUCUCCAACAACAUCCCCAGCAAUACCUACGACAACAGAAUCUCAAACAACAUCCCCAGCAAUUCAGACUACCACAACAACCACAACAGAAUCUCCAACAACAUCCCCAGCAAUACCUACAACAACAGAAUCUCAAACAACAUCCCCAGCAAUUCAGACUACCACAACAACCACAACAGAAUCUCCAACAACAUCCCCAGCAAUACCUACGACAACAGAAUCUCAAACAACAUCCCCAGCAAUUCAGACUACCACAACAACCACAACAGAAUCUCCAACAACAUCCCCAGCAAUACCUACAACAACAGAAUCUCAAACAACAUCCCCAGCAAUUCAGACUACCACAACAACCACAACAGAAUCUCCAACAACAUCCCCAGCAAUACCUACAACAACAGAAUCUCAAACAACAUCCCCAGCAAUUCAGACUACCACAACAACCACAACAGAAUCUCCAACAACAUCCCCAGCAAUACCUACGACAACAGAAUCUCAAACAACAUCCCCAGCAAUUCAGACUACCACAACAACCAUAACAGAAUCUCCAACAACAUCCCCAGCAAUACCUACAACAACAGAAUCUCAAACAACAUCCCCAGCAAUUCAGACUACCUCAACAACCACAACAGAAUCUCCAACAACAUCCCCAGCAAUACCUACGACAACAGAAUCUCAAACAACAUCCCCAGCAAUUCAGACUACCACAACAACCACAACAGAAUCUCCAACAACAUCCCCAGCAAUACCUACGACAACAGAAUCUCAAACAACAUCCCCAGCAAUUGA